Molecule: messenger RNA, 1327 nt
Organism: Cladocopium goreaui
Lineage: Eukaryota; Dinophyceae; Suessiales; Symbiodiniaceae
Source: the annotation of a GenBank genome assembly
GCCAUCCUAGCCUGUGCAUGCCUGUGCCAUGUGGGCAGAAGUAUGUUCCGAUGCAGGAUUUGGAUUGCAGGAGCGUGGAUUUUGGGUCAGGGAUCAUGCAGUCUCAGAGGAUGUUGCCGCAGAGGUGAGGGAAGAGAUCCUCAAGUGCCACGAGGAAGGCCUGUUAAGCCAAAGCGGCAACAAAUUGGCUGUUCGCUUGCCCGAUGGCAACCGUGGUGGAAGUGUGUGCCAGAAGCGCAACGUUUUUGAGGCAGACCUCAUCGUUGAUGGAGCUGUGAAUUGCCCAGAAGUUUUGGAGAAAAGCCCUGUGUUGGCAGCACUUCUGGCCCAAGAAGGGCAGCUUCGAAAGGCUUUUGGCAACUUGGGACAGUGGCUUCGCAUUGAUCGACUCGAACAAGCAAAAGUGCAGGUGAACACUAGCAGUGGUGGUGCCUUUCCAUGUCAUUUUGAUUUGCCAAGUCAAAGUGGUCAAGGGGCGAAGCGACUUCUGACAGUGUUGCUGUACUUAAAUCCACAAUGGGUUGAUGGUAAUGGCGGGGAGGUUGAGGUUCUACCCUUCCCGUUUGCCAAUACAGUCCUUCCGCCCUUGAACAGACGUUUUGUGGCAUUCUCCUCGUGUACCACGCUUCAUCGGGUGCGGCCUUUUUUUGGAACGAACCGAGUUUGUUUGAACCUGUGGUUCGAAGGAGAAGCAGAGAUACCGUUUCCAGCACCUUUGGAGGCAGAUCGUUUUGACCACCGUGUUUGCAACAUUGUCAGGAUUCUCCGACAACGCCCUGCUGAGCUGCGAGCAUUCUGCAAAGUUUGGUACAGUGACACUAUGGUCCAGUCAUUGCGAGAUGCGUUUGAGGAAUGUCAGGAUCUUGAUGCAGCAAUAGAUCUCCACGUGGAAGAGAUGACUGCCAUCCAAUCGCGAAUUGCGAAAACAACAAUGGAUGUGCUUGAAGAGUGUUUUCCCCUCAAGAACUUGCAGAGAGAGGAGGCAGAAGAUGCUGAAGCUGCAGAACUUGUCGAUCUAUUUGAUGGUCUUUGAAGGUUUCAAACCUAUGAUCGAACCGAGUCAGUGUACAGCAAUAUCCCGUUGCGACAAGCGUUGCUGACCCCGUGGCUUUACCCGCUCCCACCAUUUGCACAUUGUCUCAGAGGGUCACAGACUCCCUGCAAGUAGCCAGAGAGUAGCCAGGGUCCCAGGGACACCUGGCGUCAAAGGCAAAGGUAGGCCAUCUAGGGCACAGAGUUUCAUCUGAUGAUGAUGAUGGAUCAGACAACUGUUCCAGGAGUCGUGCAGCAGGGAGAAAAGCUGCAGGGUGACGGGUGGCCAUGCCUG